Molecule: messenger RNA, 5781 nt
Organism: Drosophila ficusphila
Lineage: Eukaryota; Metazoa; Arthropoda; Insecta; Diptera; Drosophilidae
Source: RefSeq, a predicted model, not a curated record
UCGGCCAGAGCUGACGAACUUCCUCUUCUCGCUUUUAGCCUGGCCAAAAAGGGCAGGCGAACCGUUCAAAAAGUUAGCGGGUGUGAAGUGGAGUGACUUAUGAGUUGAUCAAAUUUAUCACUUUUUAUUUGCGGUAAAUAUAUACAGCAGUGAGUUAUAAAAUACAACGACAACAACAGCAGUUCAUAAUAAUAAAACAAAGCGAAGCGGGAGAAACAAAAUUUCUUAUAUGCAAAUUAAAUAAUUUUGUUUAUGGUGCAGCCAAAAGAAUCCCAAAAAGUGCAAAAAAAAAAAAAAAAGUCACAAAUAUACAGAAAUAAUAUUAUUUGAAAAUUGAACCUGUUUUGAUGGAGGCUGGAUCCGGCGAUUGAGGAUCAUUCGUUAAUCACUUGCUUUAAGGAGCUUAAUUUGAAUUUGAUCAACAUGAAAGUAAUCUAAAUUGGCUGUCACUUAAAUUCCUUGAUUGACGGUCAGAACGCUGCGUCAUGUUGUUGCUGCCAACGGAAAUAUGUCCAGCAGCAACAACAACAACAACAACAACGACAAAAGUAACAACAAUAAACACUAUAAACAACACCAAAAGUUGCUCAACGAAAAGUAAUUUGCGAAAAUCAUAAAAAAGUAGCGUAAAUAACUCCCGGCUCCACCGGAAUCCAAGUGGAGCAAAAAGCACAAAGGCCAAGCGCCAAAAUAGCCAGAAAAUUGCUGGAAAUCUUUUGGUUCACACCAAAACAAGAAACCCCAGUGAAAAACAAAAACAAAAACAUUCAAGAACGACAACUGUAGGAACAACAACAACAACAACAACACAAACAGAGCAACAACAACAACAACAGCAAGUGUCGCCGUUUUCUUAUGCACAAAAACCAUUCUGUGAUAUCUCAAGACCCAAAGAUGGCAUCGUUAACCUUGCACUUGAUAGUGAUAGCUCUGCUGGCGUCGACUGCGCUAACAGCAACAACAACAACAACAACAACAACAGCAACUACAACAACACAACCAGCAACAAAAGCAGCAACUGCAACAACAACAACAACAAUAGCAGCAUCAACAACAACAACAACAGCGACGCGUCAUCGCGGCAGAGGCGCCGCCCAUUUGGGGGAUGUUCGCUUAGCUGGGGGCGUGGCAUCCACAACGAGCACAGAGGCGCCAACGUUGCGAGCGCCACGUCAACGACGUCCGCCCACGACGCAGUCGAUCGAACUAACGGUAACGUUGACCCCGACGGGUCGCAGUCGAAGUCGCAGCAACGGCAGAACAACGACGCCCCUGCCACUUACAACAACAACAACAACGAAUACUAGAGUGUUGCAACGGCGGCGCAGCAGCACUUCCAGUACAACAACAACAACAACAGCAGCAACACCUAUAGCUUCACGAUCCACCAGAGAUCGGGGAAGUGUGAGGGGUGCGCGACAACCGCGCGAUACACCGAACUUAAGUGUUGAUGUUGGUAGUGGUAGUGGAAGUAACGGUUUUAUUGGAAGUGGUAACAGCAUACGACGCAGCUGGCAGUCCGCCCAGCCCACCGCCACCCACUACCACGCCCAUGCGCCCACUUCCAGUUUCGGCUACAGUUCCAUUUCCAGUUCCAGUUUCGACAACGAUGCCCCGUUUAAUGCCAGUGCCAAUUCCAAUUCCAAUUCCAGCUCCAUUUCCAGUCCCACUUCGACUUCCACGCGCGGCGCCCUGAAAACGCCGCGAAUGAUCCAGCGACUGGUGGCCGGUCACAUCCACAAUGCCCAUGGACACUCCACCUACGAGGUGUCGGCGGUGAGCUCGAACAGCUCCUCCUCCUCCCUCAGCUUCGUUCCCUCCACGACGGAGAGGAUCACGACGGAGAGGAGUGCGAGUACGAGUACGAGUACUAGUAGCACCUCCUCCACUUCGACCACGCGGCAACCGAAGUCGAGGAGCAAGGCGAGCAGCAGCUACAGGCUGGCCAAGCCCUCGAGCAGGCCGAGAUCGACCAGCACGGUGGCCACCACGCGGUUCAGUAAUCCGCCCAGCGUAGUGAGAUCCACCACGCCACUUCCCCCACUCAGAUCCAAUACUCCGAAUCCGAAUCGCUUUCGGGAGUCCAACGAUGCAGAGGAUGAUGACGAGGCGCUGCUCAACGAGCCCGAUGACUUCGACAACUGGGACAAUGGCACCAGGCUGAGCGCCGGCUCGGGCAAGGAAUCGGAGGCACCGGCCAAGAAGCCACCGAAGGAGGAGCAGAAGAAGACGCUGGCGGAUCAGGUGAGGGACGGCAAGUACGGACUGAUCGAGAAGGAGCUCUUCCGCCGCGUUCCCAAGCGACCGGGAGUGCUGAGCUACGCGAGGAACUCGGAGGUGCCGCUGGACAACGAGAGGAACUACGGGGGAUUGAACGAGGAGGACAUCUGGCUGGCCGAGGAUCACCUGCUGGUGAUCAAGGGCGGAUCGCUGAACGAGGAGGCGGAGGACAACCAGCAGGGUCCGUGGCCACCCAUCGAUGAUUACGAUGCGCCGGGGCGGCAGAUCAAGUUGCCGGCGAAUCCGGCGGUGCCGCCUCCAUUUCCCGUGCAGCUCGAGCCGCACGGGCCGCUGCAGCUUAUCCGAGAUAAUCAACUCGAGGUCCUCCAUCCGGCGGCUGGCAAUGGAACGCGCCACCAGAUCGACAAGGGCGACCACCAAGGCGCCGCCGGUGAAGGUUCUGUCGCAGCGCAUCCUGUUGCCCGGCAGGGAGCGAUUGCAGCAUCUGCGCCAGCUAAAUCCCCGCCAGCGGAUCGCGAUGACCCGGCCUACGUCUAUCCGUCACCCUACGCGCCCUGGCUGCUCUACCCCAACGACACGGUGGCGUCCAAGGGCCUGCUGAGGAGUCCUCCGCUUCUGGGGCCCUGGCUCAUCAACGGACUGAAUGGGAAUGGUUCCUUCCUGGGCGGGGACUCCCCGCUGCCCGCCAAUGUCAGCGAUUUCGACGAGGACGAUCCCUCGCUUUACUAUCCACCUGCCUACAGUUUCGUCUACAAGAGCAACUACUCGAAUCCCGUGCCGCCGGGUCCUCUGGUGCCUGGAAUAGUUCUCCCACCGCCCCCGGAUCACUUCACCCGACUGGAGGGCACCACCCGGAGACCCCUGCCCUCGACCAGCAGCAGCACCACCACGAGUACGACCACGAGUACCACCAGCACAACCACAACGAGCACAACAGUCAGACCGCCAGUGCAAUUGCCGGCCAUCAGGACCUCCUACAAGCCGAAGUACAAUGGCAUCACCUACUUGCCACCGCCGCCGCGGCAGAGUUCUCCGAAGUACGUGGAACGAGUGCCCGUUCCGGUGGCCGUGCCCAUACCCAUCUAUCCGGUCAACUACACGCCGCGGCCACAGCUGGUCUUUGUGCCCAGCUCCACGGAGGGCAGCCUGCAGGAUCCACCGCUCUCGCGGGAUCCGCCGCUCUCCAAGUCGAACCCCAUCUACUACGAGUACUUCGAGGCCAAGCGGCAGCCGGGCUCGAUCAAGUCCAACGUCAUCGACGACUUCCUGGCCACCAAGCCGCCCAAGCGCCACCAUCACAGCCACAGUCACAAUCACAAUCACAAUCAUCAGCAGCAGCAGCAGCAGAUCCACCAGCAGCGGGAGCAACUGCAGCACUAUAAGGCAUCGCCGAGUCCCGCCAACGAUGUCGCCGGUGGCGUGGAGGUGGUGAACAUCACGCCCAAGCCGCGGACCGCCCAGCUGCAGCUCCACGCGGAGUACGAGGCCUCGCUGGGGCAGCUGCUCCGGAGCAACCUCAUCUCGCCUCCGGCGGGAGGAAGUUCGGGGAGGUUCCAGCCUCCCGACUUUGACAAGCAGCCCUUCCUGCCGAUGGUGAACUACAGUGCCGAUGAGCAGGACCAGAACGCCUUCAAGGCGAUCGUUUACCAGCCGCCUGGCCAAAGGCAACGCCACUUGCGCGUGGGCAAACAGCAGCUGCAGCUGGAUCCCAAUUUGGAGGUGACGCCGCAGGAUUCCUACCUUCCGGGUCGCCACUUCCGAGUGGGCAAGCAGCACCACCAACAGCAGCAGCAGCAGCAGCAGCUGCAGCAGCACCACCAGAUCUUCGAGCCACAGAUUUACAGCACGCCGGUGCCGCAGUUCGUGGAGGAUCCGCAGCAGUUGCGGCCACCUUCGCCGGUCCAGGCCAAUCCCCUGCAGUUCUGGCAGCGACCUCCUCCGCAAUUCAAGAGGGUGCGACCGAGCAGCAAGCAGGGACAUCCCCAUUCCCACACCCACUAUCCACCCUAUUACGUGCCGGGAUAUCCAAGUGGUCCUUCGGCCGGGGAGCACCUCUAUCGUCUGGUCCCAGUGGCACAGCACAAACACUGGCGAAGCAACAAGCAACAGCCGCAACAGCAGGUGCAACAGGUGCAAUCGCAACCCAUCCAGGUGCAGCCCCAAAACCAGGGCUAUCCCGAUCGGAGCGUGAACAUCGGUCACAGCCUGGCUGGCGAUAUCCUUGUCAACUACAGCACAAACAAUCAGUUUAAUCCGCAGGCGGAGCUGGUGCCACAGGCCCAACUGGCGGCACCGCCACCACCCCCGCCCCCUCUUUCGUAUCAGGCACAGAGCGGGCAACCGUUGUGGUCCGAAAGGGAGCGGGAUCGAUCCGUGGAACGAUCGGUGCGGCAGUCAAGGGAACAGCAGCAGCAGCAGCAGCAGCAGUAGGUUGCAAUUACCAUACACACCAUACACACCAUACCAUAUCAUGCCGAUAAUUUGGUUUUCUGGUGGUUUCUAUGUCAUUGAUAAACGUAGUGUCAAAAUGUGAUCUAUAGGGAGGCCAAUCCGCAAUCGAAUCCCAGCCUAGACGAUACGAAAUGGAAAGCCGACAACACUUUCUUAGACAACAUUUCUCUCUCAUUUUCUACCAUUCCAUACUACUUCAUUAUUUCCUGAAUGUGUGCGCAAACUUUGGAGCCCAUCAACCCACGAAACUUUAUUAUGGUCUCAUCCCUCGACGUUUUUGGGCUUUGAAAAUAAUGUUUCAUUUUUUGAAAAUUGAAGAUAUGUAAGUCCUAAAAAAUAUUAAGUAAUUGGGAUACACGUUUUUCCGUUUUACUAUAAAGCCCCAAAAAAGUAUUUAGCAGUAAAAUAACUUUUUUUCUGACCUUCGUGCUACCAAUCCAAUUAACCGAAAGCUCAACCCAAGUUUACUUUGCCUUCUUUGCUACCACUAACAUAUAGUUACGUUAUGUAGAGCUGGUCAUUUAAGAGAUAAAACCCGAUUUGUCCUGCUGCCAAACUCUUGAAGGCGUUCGAAAGUCGAUAUCAUCAAAUCAUCGAACAUCGCUGUCGGAGUUGCAACAAAAACACGCAAAUAUAUUUAUACCAUAUAUAAGUACCUAUAUCCCUACUCGGUAAAUUUAUAUAUAUACAGACCUAUGUAAAUAAUUAAAGAGUUUAGGCGCUACAGACACCACUUAGUCUUAGGGGCAGUGAAACACAUGUACGCAUCAUCGAUAUCCUUAGAAAAGAAAGCGUUAGCUAUCUGUUUUAUCCUGCACACACACACACUAUAUGUAUUAUUUUUUUCUAUUUAUUGUAAUCUGUUUUUGAAUGUUUUCCAAAAUCAUUGCAAAACUUUGUAUAAAAGCCAUAACAACUAAGGUCACUAUAAGUUAAAAUCACGCUAUGCAACUAAUGAACACUAUGCGUUAAAAAAUAUCUUUAGUUUGGAUACCAUACCUAUCUAUAUCUAUUUUUUUUGUUAAUUGUAAACGAAUAAAAUAAUUUGUAGACGCAAAUUCAUAUUAUCGAAAUAAAGCAAAUUGAAAA